Didymosphaeria variabile is the source of this 2265-nucleotide messenger RNA. RefSeq lists its product as uncharacterized. The coding region runs from base 1 to 2265 and encodes 754 amino acids. Lineage: Eukaryota; Fungi; Ascomycota; Dothideomycetes; Pleosporales; Didymosphaeriaceae. The record is from RefSeq and is a predicted model, not a curated record. The transcript has 2 exons.
AUGACUGGUAUGUCUAACGGAGGUGACGACGCCAUGGACAGCUUCGGCGAACAGUACAACCCGUGGGCUGAUUCGCCGGGCGGUACGUCUAUGAUGGCGCAGGUCGGCCAUGGUCUCCCCCAUAAUCAGUUUACGACUGGAGCGUUCCACAACCCGGCCCCUUACCCUCAGCAUCCUUCCCCCGACGCGCCAAACAACGGUCGAUAUGCCAUGGCCUCGGGCGCAAACCUGUUCGCUGCUUACCAUCAGCGACCUGCUCCCGACCCGCAGAUGGAUGACCAAUAUGCCAUGACCUCGGACGCAAAUCGCGGUGCGCAGAUGCAUAAUCCAUAUGCCGCAGCCCCAGUCAGAAACCCUUUCUCGAACUACAACAGCCCCUCUCCUGAUGCGCAGAUGGGAGGUCAAUAUGUCGUCUCUGGCGCGAACCCAAUCCCCGCUUUCGGUCAGGGACCCUCACCUCACCCGCAGAUGGACAACCAACACGCGGUCGACUCCGGCUCAAACCCAUAUCCAAGCUACAACAACCCUACUUUCGAUGGGUACUCGAACGAUCAGUCUCCAGCUAGCUCAGACAUCCACAUCAAGCGCGAGCAUGACGAUGGCGACUAUGUUGAUAGCGACCUUGCAGCCGACGAGGACAUCAACGAUGAGGCUUACUCUGAACAGCUGGGCAAGAAGCGGAAAAUCAACAAAAAUGGUCGGAUGCGCAAAGUUCGCCAGCCCCGGGGUAAUCUGCGCCGUUGGGACGAGAAUGACGUCUCGCGAGCUCUGAUGGGCAUUGUCUGGGCUUGCGGGGAGAAUGGCGUGCAGAUCCCUUUCGAUCAAGCUGCCAAACUAGUGGAUCAAACCUGCACAGCAGGCGCUCUCCAGCAGGCCAUUCUCAAGAUCCAGACCAAGUUAAACAAGGAUGGCGAGCAGAUACCCCGUAUCAAGAUGAACUGGCCUAAGAAGCGCGACAGUUUCACUGGUACCAAGACUGUUGUCCGCGACAACGGCAAGGUUCCUCGCAAGAAGCCUACCUUGACUCAGGCCACCCAGUGCAAUAUCACCAGCCUUCGGGCCCUGCCGCGCAACGGGCCCUCCUUGUACGAAGGUCCCAAAACCGAAGCGGAGCUUGAUGAUUUCCUCCGCGGUCCGAACAAUAUCGUAGACGUACAGAUUCAGUAUGCGCAGCUACCACACAGGCCGGCAAUGUCCCAGGCAGCUACAACUACGACUCAAGUCGCAAGCUCAUCCACUCAAGCGAAUACUCCUGAUUCUCAAGGUCUCUCUAUGAGCAAUUCGCACUGCGGCCAAUCUGCUGCUUCUGAUUCUGCUCGUUUCGACCAUGAGGGCGUGAGUGAAUUCUUGUCUCCGUCGCGUCACAUCUCAGACCUGCCGCCGUCUACGCCUGUGCGGCCUCAUCGCUCUCCCGUAUGCCCGUCGCCCCCUCAUCGCCCUAUGGCGGCGCGUCGUGCACAUGGCCAUCUCUCAGCCGGUGCCACGACGCUCGAGCAGCGCUUUUUCCCGAACAACGUGCCAUCAUCCCUUCCAGCCCUUACUCAACAACGCACUUCCGGCCACAACCAGCAGCAUGACCCGGAUGCCCCUGCAGAUCUUCGAGAUAGGCGCUUGCAGCAACGCUGGGCCAACGACACUCAGCUGGGACUGCUGGCAGCUUUCAACGCUGACUUCGAGCAGCGUAACGCUUCGAGCCUUGCACAGCCGUCAUCUUCGUCAAAUCUACGUGUCGAUACCAGCAUGUCGCGCAACGCUGCUUUCCCGACCGACGUUAUGCUGUCUCCAUCCCCGAUCAACGCUCGCUUUUACCCUGAUACUACCUCGCAGGAUCUAGGCGGCUUCCAAGGCAUGACGCCUAUGGAAGGCCCGUCUACCGGAUUCGACACUUCCUUCUCCCCGCCAAGGAAGGAUUCGGGAGCUUCUUCAGGCACACAGUCCACCAAUUCGAGCCAGGCUUCAGUUGGCUCCAUGGAUCACUCUGCUCGAGCGGCGCACAACAAGUUCCAGGCUAGUUUGGCAGCUGCAGCUGCCGAGCGGACCGCCACCUCGAUGCCUUCUCGAACCAUACGAGCGCACCACUCGCGUCAGCAGCCCCGCCAGCAGCUCUCCGUGGGUCUGAAUACUCUGAGCAACCCCUUCGGUGGCUCUUUUGACGAUGCUUUCGGAAAUCCUUUCAGUCCUACUUAUCUCCCUGGUGGUAGUAUUGACGAUGUAUUCGGUCGUUCGACCAGCAUCGACGCUGGCACGGGCUUCGGUCACCGUUAA